Molecule: messenger RNA, 1080 nt
Organism: Mesorhabditis spiculigera
Lineage: Eukaryota; Metazoa; Nematoda; Chromadorea; Rhabditida; Rhabditidae
Source: the annotation of a GenBank genome assembly
AUGCAGUUGGCUGUGGUUGGUGGCGUGGCCGUUGCUGCCUGGUGGUGGUUCACCCGCAAACCCGCUGACGGUGCCCCAGCUGAUGAGAACUCAAAGAAGACUGAAACCAAGGCUGCAACGGAGCAGCAACAGACCAAGACUGCGCAAGACACGACGGCCGCCACUCCCGAUAACCGUGCCGCGCAAGUGAUCAACUCGAAGGACGCGGCUGAUGUGCUCGGCACGAAGAAGGAGAAGAACAUUGGCACCACCGAAGACACAAACACAACCACCGGAUCGAACGAGCCGGCCCCUGCCACCGGGCGCACCGCCACAGAUCAGGAGAAGACUGAGAAGACUGCUAUCCAGUCCUCGUAUGUCAACCUCCCGAAGGCGGCCAAUGGGACGGAGAGCGUGCGCCUCGAGCCGACCGUCAGCAAGUCGUCGACCCAUGGAGACACCCCGGAGUCGAACGUCAACACGUGUGCCGAAAUCACGACGACGCGCUCUUCGCACUCGACUACAACGGCCGUGGGUGGCGAAGUGACGACCCCGGUGCAGACGGGAGCGCAGAAGUCGAUCAGCGCUCUGACGGCCCUCGUCCCGGAGGCCGAGCCCACCGCGACCACGGCCAUCUCCGACACCAGCACCGCCAACCCAGCCGACACGACGACGGACAUCGUGAACACGGCUCGUCCCGGCUCUACCACUACGACUGCCGUGCCUGCUGAUGGCACCACGUCCGCCGUCAACACUGCCCGCGGCGCCGAGUCGAACCUCUCCGUGACAAACACCGCGCUGCCAGGGCCCGCCGAGUCGACGGUGAACACGGCCGCUGCCGCUCAUUCCGAGACCAACACGGCCGCCCCGCAGCCGACGACCCCCCUGAACACCGCCACGCCUGGAGAUGACGGUGCGACGCCCAAGUCGAGGAAGCGCACGCUCAGUUCGGACACGCUGCCCGACGCCAUCGUCGCCACCGAGGCCGAUUUGAAGGCGGUCGUCAGCCAGCUGCCGGAAGCUGAUGUGAAGACUGCGCGCGGCGUCGAGGGCUCUUCCGCUGAGACUGUGGAGCCAGCGAACGCCGUCACCGCCAGCAUC